AUGAAGAAAGAAAGACUCUCCUAACGGCGUCGUUUCACAAGCGAGAUUGUUAUAAAUAUAUUUAUUCAUGGUGUAAGUACGACAUGUCGUUUUGAAGACAUUUGGGUUAUAUUAUAUGUAAUUGCAAGGGCUCAUUCGUCUCUGUCUCUCUCGUCCUUUCUGGUUUGGUUUGUUCGUUCAUUCAUUGAUAAUUGUUAAAGAAUUCUGAAGAAAUUAGUAAGCAAGAAUGGCUUGCUUACACGAUCACAGCUGCGAAGAUCACGAUUGUUCAUCUGAUUGGUCUCUCUACAAGCACAUCGAUCUCUCUAAGGUAUCUGCUCUGAACGAGGCUACUCCAGGAAGUGUUAAAUCUGUUUUCAAACCUUGGGAGCACCGAUUGAGUUCUUCAGGGGAACACUUGGAAAGCAAUGAGGGUGACCCUGAGUUACUCGUGUUUAUUCCGUUUACAUCAGAUGUAAAGAUCAAGAGCAUAUCUGUUGUUGGUGGUGCUGAUGGAACAAGUCCUUCAAAGAUGAGAGCGUUCUUAAAUCGAGAGGGCAUUGAUUUUUCGGAUGCUCAAAGUAUGCAAGCUGUUCAGGAAUGGGAAUUGGCUGAAAAUUCACAGGGAGUCUUAGAGUACCAAACAAGGUAUUCAAAAUUCCAAAGUGUGGGAAAUAUCACAUUACAUUUCCCUGAGAAUUUCGGUGGCGAUGCCUCUCAGAUUCACUAUAUUGGUUUCAAAGGUGAAGCUACUCAGUUGAAGAGGGAUGUUGUUGCAACGAUUGUGUAUGAAAUUACACCAAAUCCUUCUGAUCACAAGACAAAGGCUGAUGGAGGUAGUGGUCUUUCUCAUGUGGAAUGAGAAAUAUAUUAUAUAUAUAUAUAUAUGUCUACAUUUUAUGGUAUUAAUAAUUAGAUAUAUGAUAUGACCAAAAUGAGCUAUGUUUUUGGCUAUGAAUUCAGUACCAGAAGCAAUUAUCAACAAGUCCUGUUGUCCUGUAUUAUUCAGCACAGAGUUUACAACUAAAUAGAAACUACAUGGGUUUUUUUUUU
Messenger RNA from Cannabis sativa, 1032 nucleotides. RefSeq lists its product as uncharacterized. The transcript has 9 exons. NCBI's taxonomy places the organism in Eukaryota, Viridiplantae, Streptophyta, Magnoliopsida, Rosales, Cannabaceae. The record is from RefSeq and is a predicted model, not a curated record. Bases 227 to 841 code for a protein of 204 amino acids.